This is a messenger RNA of Colletotrichum higginsianum IMI 349063, 765 nucleotides long. RefSeq names its product Fatty acid synthase. Gene Ontology annotation, biological process: secondary metabolite biosynthetic process; fatty acid biosynthetic process. Gene Ontology annotation, molecular function: fatty acid synthase activity; 3-oxoacyl-[acyl-carrier-protein] synthase activity. The transcript has a single exon. Lineage: Eukaryota; Fungi; Ascomycota; Sordariomycetes; Glomerellales; Glomerellaceae. The record is from RefSeq and is a predicted model, not a curated record. The coding region runs from base 1 to 765 and encodes 254 amino acids.
AUGGCUGUUCUGGCACCAGAGAAAGGACUCUCCGCUGAUGCGAACGUCCAAACAACCGGGAUCAACUGCCAAGGACGGAACCAACGACAUGCUCCUGAGCGUUUUGAACCAGUUGCCAUUAUUGGGGUGGCAAUGCGUCUCCCUGGGCGCGUCAGGAAUGAGACAGAUUUCUGGAACCUCCUUUCCGCAAAGAAAAGCGGACUCUGCAACGUACCCCAAAACCGGUUCAACAUCGAUGGGUUCUAUGACCCGUCUGGCACGACUGGAACUAUCCCCAUCAACAAAGGGUACUUCCUUGAAGACGUAGAUAUCCAACAAUUCGACACCACCGUUUUCCCGAUAUCAAAGAAGGAGCUGGAGCGUCUGGACCCUUCUCAACGACAACUUCUUCAAGUCGCAUAUGAGUGUUUCGAAAGCGCCGGUGUGUCUUCGUGGCGCGGCAGCAGUACCGGGUGCUACGUUGGCGAGUUUGGCGAGGACUGGGCCGAUGUGAACGCGAAAGAGACGCAGCACAGAGGCAGUUACCGCGGCACCGGGUUCGGUGACUUCGCCAUGAGCAACAGGGUCUCGUACGAGUUUGGCUUGCGCGGCCCCAGCAUGACCGUCAAGACGGCAUGCUCGUCCUCGCUUGUCGGUCUUGAUCUGGCUUGCGAGGCGAUCCAGAGCGGGGAGUGUGAUAGCGCGCUCGUAGGAGGCACCAGCUUGAUGUUUUCACCGACCACGUGGAUGGCGCUCAAUGACAUGGGCUUGCUCUCUCAAGAAUAA